Cucurbita moschata (crookneck pumpkin) is the source of this 801-nucleotide messenger RNA. RefSeq names its product 40S ribosomal protein S14-2. Gene Ontology annotation, molecular function: small ribosomal subunit rRNA binding; mRNA 5'-UTR binding; structural constituent of ribosome. Bases 127 to 579 code for a protein of 150 amino acids. The record is from RefSeq and is a predicted model, not a curated record. Gene Ontology annotation, cellular component: ribosome; cytosolic small ribosomal subunit. NCBI's taxonomy places the organism in Eukaryota, Viridiplantae, Streptophyta, Magnoliopsida, Cucurbitales, Cucurbitaceae. Gene Ontology annotation, biological process: maturation of SSU-rRNA from tricistronic rRNA transcript (SSU-rRNA, 5.8S rRNA, LSU-rRNA); translation; ribosomal small subunit assembly. The transcript has 6 exons.
CCCCAUUUUGAAAGCCCGGACUAUAAAACGAAACUAUCAUCUACCAGGUGUAGCGCUAGUGGAUCUAGGGUUGAAGCCAAGUCUCUGAAGCUCAAACUUUGCUGAGUUCCGUCCUUUACACGCACCAUGUCGAGAAGGAAGACUAGAGAGCCUAAGGAGGAAACUGUCACCCUUGGCCCUGCUGUUCGUGAAGGAGAGCAUGUCUUUGGUGUCGCUCACAUUUUUGCUUCGUUUAAUGACACUUUUAUUCAUGUGACCGAUCUAUCUGGUAGGGAAACACUUGUCCGCAUCACUGGUGGUAUGAAGGUGAAAGCUGAUAGAGAUGAAUCAUCGCCUUAUGCUGCCAUGCUUGCUGCACAAGACGUUUCUCAGAGAUGCAAGGAACUUGGCAUUACGGCUUUACAUAUAAAGCUUCGGGCUACUGGUGGAAAUAAAACCAAAACUCCUGGACCUGGCGCUCAAUCAGCUCUUAGAGCCCUUGCUCGUUCAGGCAUGAGAAUUGGUCGUAUAGAGGAUGUGACUCCAAUCCCGACCGACAGUACUCGAAGAAAGGGUGGCAGGAGAGGAAGAAGAUUGUGAUUCAUAGCCAUCUUCAAAAUUUUCGCGGCUCACUGUUGAGAUCCAUAGUUUUAGAUAAGGUAGAAUGUUCUCAUCUGUUAAUUCGACAGUCUGACGUUCUGGUUUCUGCUUUUUUAAUCAAGAUUUUCCCCGUUUUGAUUUGAAUUAUUGAAGUCAGAAUUAAACCUUUUUUUGCUGCACUUUAUAACUAUUAAUUAGUGUCCACGUGUGGGAUUCAUUGCA